UCUGGCUGCCGAGUCCGGGGUUUCCUGCGUCCGGCCGUCGGUGGUGGGUUCGCAGCCGCCUCAGAGCCCCGCCGCGGGCAGCGAGGCCGGCGCGGGGGUCGCAGGGGCGCUGUUGACUGGCGCCUUUGAGGGGGCGCCCCGGCGGCCAUGUCGGCCGGCGAGGUGGACCGGCUGGUGUCGGAGCUGAGCGGCGGGACCGGAGGGGAUGAGGAGGAAGAGUGGCUGUAUGGCGGCCCCUGGGACGUGCAGGUGCACAGCGACUUGACCAAGGACCUAGAUGAAAAUGAAGUGGAGAGGCCAGAAGAAGAAAAUACCAGUGCCAAUCCUCCGUCUGGGAUUGAAGAAGAAGCUGCGGAGAAUGGUGUGCCCAAACCGAAAGUGACCGAGACAGAAGAUGAUAGUGACAGUGACAGUGAUGACGAUGAGGAUGAUGUCCACGUCACCAUCGGAGACAUUAAGACGGGAGCACCGCAGUAUGGGAGUUAUGGUACAGCACCUGUGAAUCUUAAUAUCAAAACAGGAGGAAGAGUUUACGGAAGUACAGGAACAAAAGUCAAAGGGGUGGACCUGGACGCACCAGGGAGCAUCAAUGGAGUCCCUCUCUUAGAGGUAGACUUGGAUUCUUUUGAAGAUAAACCAUGGCGUAAACCCGGUGCUGAUCUUUCUGAUUAUUUUAAUUAUGGGUUCAAUGAAGAUACUUGGAAAGCUUACUGUGAGAAACAAAAGAGGAUACGAAUGGGACUUGAAGUUAUACCAGUUACCUCUACUACUAAUAAAAUUACGGCCGAAGACUGUACUAUGGAAGUUACACCAGGUGCAGAGAUCCAAGAUGACAGAUUCAAUCUUUUGAAGAUUUUCCAACAUAGUAACGAAUGGGGCAAGUGGUACAAACGAACCUCUAGGUGCUUAUCAUACAGCUUCAGUGAGGACCAGCAUUUUGACAUUCUUGAGGUACAGCAGGGAAGAACUGGAAAUUCAGAGAAAGAAGCACCUCUUCCACCUGCCAAGGCCGAGUUCACUUCUCCUCCCUCUUUGUUCAAGACUGGGGUCCCUCCGAGCAGCAGGAACAGCUCCUCGUCUCAGGCUCAGCCGAGUGCUGCUUCCAGGAAAGCCGCUUCCAACGUCGGCAAGUGGCAGGACCGCUACGGGCGGGCCGAGUCACCGGAUCUGAGGAGAUUGCCUGGAGCGAUCGAUGUUAUUGGGCAAACCAUAACUAUCAGCCGAGUAGAAGGAAGACGGCGAGCUAAUGAAAACAGCAACAUACAGGUCCUUUCUGACAGAUCUGCUGCUGAAGUAGACAACAACUUCAACAAGCCACCUCCAUUUUUCCCUCCAGGAGCUCCUCCCACCCACCUUCCCCCACCUCCCUUCCUCCCGCCUCCUCCCACUGUCAGCACCGCGCCACCUCUGAUUCCACCACCAGGUAUUCCAAUAACUGUACCACCUCCAGGUUUUCCUCCACCACCAGGCGCUCCGCCCCCAUCUCUCAUCCCGACGAUAGAAAGUGGGCACUCUUCUGGUUAUGACAGUCGCUCUGCACGGGCAUUCCCUUAUGGCAAUGUUGCCUUUCCGCAUCUUCCUGGCUCCGCUCCUUCAUGGCCUAGUCUUGUGGAUACCAGCAAGCAGUGGGACUACUACGCAAGAAGAGAGAAAGACCGUGACCGAGAAAGAGACCGUGACCGUGAGCGAGAACGGGAUCGGGACCGAGAGCGCGAGCGCACCAGAGAGAGGGAGAGGGAGCGGGAGCACAGCCCCACGCCCAGCGUCUUCAACAGUGACGAGGAGCGCUACAGAUACAGGGAGUACGCCGAGCGAGGCUACGAGCGGCACCGAGCAAGUCGUGAAAAGGAGGAGCGGCACCGGGAGAGGCGGCACCGGGAGAAGGAGGAGACCAGACACAAGUCGUCCCGAAGCAACAGUAGACGUCGCCAUGAAAGUGAAGAAGGGGACACUCACAGGAGACACAAGCACAAAAAGUCGAAGCGCAGCAAGGAAGGGAAGGAGGCCGGUGGCGAGCCCGCCCCGGAGCAGGAGGGCGCUGAGCCCGCACCUGCCGAGUAGGCACGGCCAGAGGCUGUAAAUCUUGUUAUUUUUCUGGAUAAUGUUCAAGAAAUUUACCUUUAAUCUUGUUCUGUUAGUAUGGAAAGUUAACAUUUUUUCCAAAAUAAAAGUCAAUUUUUCAUGUUAA
Messenger RNA from Ochotona princeps (American pika), 2188 nucleotides. It is a transcript of the gene FIP1L1, whose product is annotated as factor interacting with PAPOLA and CPSF1. Gene Ontology annotation, molecular function: RNA binding. The coding region runs from base 148 to 2061 and encodes 637 amino acids. Lineage: Eukaryota; Metazoa; Chordata; Mammalia; Lagomorpha; Ochotonidae. The record is from RefSeq and is a predicted model, not a curated record. Gene Ontology annotation, cellular component: mRNA cleavage and polyadenylation specificity factor complex. The transcript is spliced from 20 exons.